CUGAAAGUCUCCGACGUGGACGAUUUCAUGGUAUGGGACGGAGACGAGAGAGUGGCGAAAUUCUGCGAUGGGGAGCCCUGCACCAGCAGAGAAGAAGCCAUAGAUUUCAUAAAAAGCUGGGUCGUCCCUCACCCGUGGCACAGGGCAAUCUGCCUCGACGGCAAGCCAAUUGGUACGAUCACGAUGAGCAGGGGUUCCCGCAGCAACGGCAGUGCUUGCCUUGCGGAGGUCGGGUACCUCCUGGCGUGGCAGCAUUGGGGGAAAGGGAUCGCGACGACGGCGGUGAAGAUGGCCGGCCGUGAAGGCCGUAUUUGA
Linum tenue is the source of this 315-nucleotide messenger RNA. The record is from the annotation of a GenBank genome assembly. Lineage: Eukaryota; Viridiplantae; Streptophyta; Magnoliopsida; Malpighiales; Linaceae.